GGGCCCGCGCACUUCCGCCCGGCGCCGUGACGUCACGGGCGGCUGCCGGUGUCCGGGGCGGGUGCGGCGCGGGAUGGAGCGGCUGGGGCAGCCCCGGUGGGGCCGCAGAGGCACCCGGCAGUAGGUGUGAGCUGAUCUAGCCUGGCUCCUGCAGUAGCCUGGCUUUCUGGUGUCUGAUGAUGAGUGUGACCCCGACCAGGGGAUGCCUCCUGGACCUGCCCUGGGAAGACAUCUUGGUUCCUCAUAUCCUCUCUCAUCUGCCACUGCAGCAGCUCCUGAGCCUGCAGAGGGUCAGCAAGUCAUUCCAGUCUCUCAUUCAGCUGUACCUGGCCAACAUGCGCUGCUUUGACUCAAGCCAGAUUGGACCUGCCAUCCCUCGAGCUGCUUUUGUUAACCUGUUGAAGGACAACGAAGUUCUGCAGCAGCUGGCACUCCAGAACUGCUCCGACUGGCUGACAGACCAGGAGCUGCUCCCAGUCAUCGGGCAGAACCACCACCUGCACCGGAUCCAGCUGAAGGGCUGCGCCCAGCUCAGCCGCCAUGCGCUGGUGGCCAUCUCACUGAGCUGCCCCAGCCUGCGCCAGCUCUCCCUGGCUCACUGUGAGUGGGUGGACAGCUUGUCCCUGCGCAGCCUGGCUGACCACUGCAAGGCGCUGGAGGCUGUGGACCUGACGGCCUGUCGCCAGCUGAAGGACGAGGCCAUCUGCUACCUGGUGCAGAAGUGCAGCAGGCUCAAGUCUCUGUCACUGGCUGUCAAUGCCAAUGUGGGUGACGUGGCAGUCGAGGAGACUGCCAAGUGCUGCCCAGAGCUGGAGCACUUGGACCUCACAGGGUGUCUGCGAGUCAAGAAUGACUCCAUCAGGGUCCUGGCUGAGUACUGUCCCAAGCUGCGCUCGCUGAAGGUCAAGCAUUGCCACAACGUGGCUGAGUCCAGCUUGAGCAUCCUCCGAAGCCGUGGGGUGGAGCUGGAUGUGGAGCCUCCGCUGCAGAGGGCUCUCGUUCUGCUGCAGGACGUGGUUGGCUUCGCCCCUUUCAUCAACCUUCAGAUCUAGAACUGCUGCUGCUGGGGAGGGGGGGACUGACAAUGCUGGGAUCCCAGAAGGAUGCCUGAACUGGCUGCUGUUGAGACGUGCAGAGGGAGAGGUCAGUCCCGUUGGUGAGGCUGGCCUGGGGCUCACUCUUUCCUCUGGGGCUGUUUAGCAGCCACUGAGUGUUCGUAAGUGGACUUCAUUGGUGCCUCUGGGGAAAGUAACUCCCUCUGCAGUGGCAUGGAAAGAGCGAGUGAUUUGCAGGAACACCAUGGUGCUGAACAGGCCUUGGUCAGGCCAACUAAUAGAUAGGAUUUAUUAUUUGUUGUAUUUUAAAUCUUUAAGCGGCAGCUGUCCAGAAAGCAGGGGAGUGUUUGAUGGGGACUGUCCCCUACGGUGGGUGUGCAGGGCAUGCCAGCAGAGCUGUGGAACAAAUCAGGCCAG
Molecule: messenger RNA, 1472 nt
Organism: Corvus hawaiiensis (hawaiian crow)
Lineage: Eukaryota; Metazoa; Chordata; Aves; Passeriformes; Corvidae
Gene: FBXL15
Product: F-box and leucine rich repeat protein 15
Exons: 4
Coding region: 177-1052 (291 amino acids)
Biological process (GO): SCF-dependent proteasomal ubiquitin-dependent protein catabolic process
Cellular component (GO): SCF ubiquitin ligase complex
Molecular function (GO): protein binding
Source: RefSeq, a predicted model, not a curated record